Zootoca vivipara (common lizard) is the source of this 4566-nucleotide messenger RNA. Lineage: Eukaryota; Metazoa; Chordata; Lepidosauria; Squamata; Lacertidae. The record is from RefSeq and is a predicted model, not a curated record.
CUUCUUGAUAUCCCUGGUUGAUUAAUUUUCUGCUUGCUGACUAUUUUGAUCAAAUUCAUUGAUGGCAUAUUACCAAAGCUUCUAUCAGGGAAUAAGGAGGAUGAUAUUACUGAGAAGACCUUUCUUAUGCCCAUUAUCAGGGUGAUUUCCCCUUCCCCCACAAUAUUAAAGGGAGUGUGAAAUUAUAAUUUUAUAAAUGCCAUCUUUUGUAUCCCCCCCCCAUCUCUAUUACACAAAUAUACCACAGCCUGAAUAAACACAUGUAUGGUCCCCUUCCCCUACCGGUUAAUUAACUAAAGCUUUAGUUGAUUAAUCUAUCAAACUGAUUAAACCUGCAGUCCUGUACCUGGGUGCAAAUCCCAUUUGAUUCAAUGGAACUCACUUAUCGGUAGAAAUGAACAGGGUUAAACUAUAAACCUGGAGCAGUACAAAGGAGAAAACUGGAGGUUCAGAUCUGAUCUGUAGCAUCCUUAGGCAAUUAACCUGUGUAGGUGAAGAAUCCCUUUUACUACAGUAUUCAAAGUGAUUAUUAUGCAAAAAGAGGUGAAAAUGCAUUGUGGAAUGGAUAAAUAACCAUACACUUGUGAACUGAACCAACACAAUGGAUUAAAAAAUAAAUAAAUCACCCUACAUGUAUUAUUUAACUACUUAUAUGUGUGAAUGAUCACUGUUAAUAAAAUAUAAUUAUUAUCUCCUGUCCUUUUGGGGGGCAUUACCUUUCCUUCUGAUCUCACAGUAUACCAUUCUGCUGCAACCACAUACUGUCCUGGUAUGUAUAUAGAACUCAGUAUAGCACUUAAUGAUAGUUGCCCACGAAAGCUUAUGUCAUAAUAACUUUGUUAGCCUUCCUCUUUUUUUGCACCGUGAAGCCUAACCUUUGAUUGAACUUCCUCCGUUCAGCUCACAUGUGAACAUUUCAUAAGUGCAGUCAUUUGACAAGAAGAGAUGACUGGCGUUUGUGUGUAAACUAGGAAAGUGUGCAGCUUGGGAAGCCAACAAAUGCUUUUUUUUGCUUCAGGACUCGCCAUCCACGUCCCCAGCCUUGCAUCAGUCAGGAAGCUGCUUUUCAAAGAAAUGUACUUUCGCUUGUUCAGGCUUCCUGUGGAAUGUCAGUGGGCUGGUGCUGAUGGAAGAUGUGUGCAAAAUUCAUCUUUUGCCAUCUCAGCUGCGCGGUGCGUGCUUGGGAUUUUGUUUCUUUGAGCGGAACGAGACAAAGAUGGGGCGAGUUAAAAGUUGCAGAAAAAGCACAGAUUAUACGGGGAAUGGUAAGCAUCUUUUGCUUACCCCUGGACAAUAUCAACAACCGUUUGUGGCAAUGUGGCUGCCGCAGCAAUAGCAGACGAGCAUGCUAGAAAUGACUUUGCAAAAGGUAAAAUAAAAAAAAAUUCCUUCAGUAGCACCUUAAAGACCAACUAAGUUUAUAUUUUGGUAUGAGCUUUCGUGUGCAAAAGGUGUGUUUGAUAUCUCCUUUGUUUUCCAUUGCCCCUUCUCACGCUCUCACGAUCACUCCUCUUUCUUCCAAACCCAGGUUUUCUAUUUAUUUUAUAAGUUUAUUGCAGUUGGUAUAUUGCACCUUUUCCUCCAAGACGUUCUCCCUCUUCUCAUUUCUUCCCCACAAUAACCCUGUGAGGUAGGAUAGGUUUGAGAGGCAGUGACUGGCCCAAGACUACCCAGUGAACUUCAUGGCCAAGAGGGGAUUUGAACCCUGAUCUCCCAGGUUAUAGUCCGACACUCUAACCACUACACCAACACUGGCUCUUAAAGGAUCUGCCGCCACAAUUCAUAUACCCUCCCCCAAGGCAAAGUAGGUUCGCCUUUACUGGAAGAGCAAAUAAUUGUCUGCCUGAGACUGUAUAUUUUCCCUUUCACAAUUGAGAGCACAAGCUUUGGGUGUUUUGCUGUGAGAGUUUCGCUUGGGGCAGCCUGUGCAUGAUUUCUCUCCCCCCCCUCACCCAGAUGCGCUUCCGUAGCAUUGGGAAAUUCACUCCCAGGCCUUCCCGAGGCUAAGUGAGUUGAUGGUGCUUGUCAGAAACAUGGCACAACGAGGCUGGUCACAAUGCUUUGAAAUCCAAAGCCAGAAUUGAGAUGCUAAUUCUGACGGGAGUCUUCCAAAUUUAGAAGCUGUCAGAUGGUUCAGUUCAUCCCAUGGCAGUGCUUCACAUGAAAGGCAGGAGAAUAUGCUGGAGAGAAGUUUUUACACUGGACUUGUGGGCAUGCAGACUCAGAGCUAAAAUUUGCUAGUAAUCUUUCUCUGAGGGGUGGGGAACGGUCCCCUCUUUGCCCAAGGUAUGGCGAUUAAAUAGUCCGGCUUGGUUCAAGCCUGUAUCAAGAGCAGCGCAACAGAUAAUGGCAGUAGAAAAUUUGAAUCAUUAACCCGAAGAGGAAAACCCUCACUGUCAAAGUCUAGCCAAUAUUUUUAGCUCCUGCCGCCCCAAGCUUUGCAUUACGCUGAUUAGCCUAUAUUUGUAUAUGUGAGAAAGUUAAAAAUAAAGCCAGUGGAAAGCGGCAACCCAGUAAUAAACACUCUACUUGAUAUGGAGGUUUGGGAAUGGUAAAAAUUUCAACAGUUCUCCUCCCUCGGCCUCGUUCCCGGCUUUCUCUACCCUUUAGCAUUGGCUGCAAGAUCCAUGGCUAAGGAAAAGGACAUUGAAGGACAUAUUUCUUCUCACCAGCAAUCCUUUGGAAAUAAGUAGGCUGCUGUAAAUCUCCAGAACACAUGGUUGUGAAAUGGCGUUUCAGAGAGAAUUCUUUUGCAAGCAUGUGGUGCAAUCUUGGAAAAAGAGCGCUCGAGAAAUCCUCUUGGGUGAUAACAGGCAAUAUCAAAACAUGUAGCAACAUGAGCACGCAGCAAGGAUUGUGGGCCAGGCUGGAGAAAGCUUUGUAGUUUUAGUGCAUUGAGAUGAAUGAUUAAACAUGACUUCUGACUCUCGGUGUUUGUGUUUCCCAUAUCCAGGCUUUCGCUCUGUUGGUACAUGCUGGUGGGAGACCCAUAAAGAGAUUAUCCCGGGAUGGUAGAUCACUUGCUUCCUGCGGAUGAGUCCUUCUCAUCUGCAAGGCCUCUUCUCGGAUACUUUGGGGACAUGACAGCAAUCGGCAGGUCGUACCACAUGCUGCCGUCCCCCUUGUCGGAAGAUGACAGCGACUCUUCGAGUUUUUGCUCUUGUUCCAGUCCCGAUUCCCAGGUCCUUAGCUCAAGCUGCGGGAGCUCAUCGAGUGCCGAGAGCCAGGACAGCAUCUUGGACUACUUGUUGUCUCAGGCAUCCUUGGGGAAUGGCCAUGCCUCUUGGUGGGACAAAAGGAGACUUCAGCCUCUUGUGAAGGAGGAGCAUUAUAGGAUGCCUGAAUUCACAGUGGAGAUGGAGGAUUCGGGACCAUUCCAGCCCACCCUGGAGGAAAUCGAGGAGUUUCUGGAAGAGAACAUGGAGACAGAGCUCAAGGAAGGACCGAAAAGUGAGACCAAAGACAUGAGAGCUUGUGGCCAGGUAACUGUGGCUUCCAUGCAGCCCAAAGAUCAUAUGCUCCCCAGUAUUAGUUUAAAAGAUAGCAAAAGCGAACAGUCAAGCAGCACGACGGAUACAUCAAACGGAGCUAUGUCCCUCGAUGGGGGGAUCCCAGUCAUGCUCCAAAUCCAACCAGUGCAAGUUAAGCAAGCAUCAAACCCAAGCCCUAGUUCACAGGGACCGGCGCAAGAGAACAUUAAAAUUGCACAGCUCCUGGUCAACAUCCAAGGGCAAACGUUUGCACUUGUGCCACAGCUUGUUCCAUCGUCCAACUUGAACUCCUCCUCCAAAUUUGUCCGCAUAGCCCCAGUUCCGAUCGCUGCAAAACCAAUCGGGCCUGGAGGUACGAUCCAGGGGCAAACGGGGGUCAUCAUGGGUCAAAAGUUUCAAAAGAACCCUGCGGCAGAGCUCAUUAAAAUGCACAAAUGUACUUUUCCCGGAUGUACCAAGAUGUACACCAAAAGCAGCCACUUGAAAGCCCACCUGAGGAGGCACACGGGGGAGAAACCCUUUGCGUGUACGUGGCCUGGUUGCGGAUGGAGGUUUUCACGAUCAGAUGAACUGUCCCGGCACAGGCGCUCGCAUUCUGGAGUGAAGCCGUACCAGUGCCCCGUGUGCGAGAAGAAGUUUGCUCGGAGCGACCAUUUGUCCAAGCACGUCAAAGUCCACCGGUUUCCUAGAAGCAGCCGCUCGAUGCGCUCAGUGAACUGAGGGGGGGGGGUCUUACUUGCUCCUUUACCCAAGAACAGGAACUGGCAGAACUUUGUUUCGGUAUCCUCUUCACGAUAAUUUAUUUGUCUCCCUGUAACAGCUGAUGCCAUGACUUCACACACAUCUAUUGUUUUAAAAGAAAAAGGAAAAAAAAACCACCCACCACCUUUACCUUAUUUCUUUUCCUUUCCUUUGCUGCUGCUUCUUCCUUUUGAAAUUACAGUGUUUUAUUUUUAGCUGUUUUCUCCUGCACCAUGAUAACUUAUGGGCUACUUGCUGCUAGUUAAUUAUAGUUCUGGCAUUCCUGAAGGCUUUGCUCAUGUACAGGGCUAUUCGUUGUGAGGGGUAAUUUUUU